UUUUUUGCUUUUAGCCGUGACCAGGGACGAGCUCAAGCAUGAUGCGGCGGCUUCCGACUAUCAUGGCCUUCUCCGUCCUGGCCCUCGCUGCGCCCAGACCUCAAGUUACCCUGGCUGAUCGAACUAUGGGACUCGCUGUGCUGAUGUUUGCCUUGCGUUGGAGGCUGGAAUACCUGUUGAACCAAUUGAAGAAGAGUGGCGACGACGAGCAGAAACGCGACGAAUCGAUGAAAAUGAUCGAAUACCUGCGCAAAGAGAUCAAAUAUCAGGUCAACGUGUUCUUGCAGCGUACGAACGCCCCGGCCACCUCAACCAGUGUGAGCGACGACGCCAAGGCCUAAGAUGAUCGGUGGCCGUAAUCUCAAUAACUGUGGAGGGAUCGCCCGAGGAAACACUCGUGGUUCGGGACGACGCCAUCAAAACAUCACGUGCAUGUGACCAUCGGAAACCGACUGCGAGAUUGGGGGAUAAUCUAAUUAUUGUUAACCGAACCAACCCUCCAUCUUCCCCCAACCUCCGCAACAAACGAUGCCAUCAAGUGAGCCAGACCGUGCGGAGCAAUAAAAUACACAUCAACAACAUCAAGGAGAAACAACUCGACCAGACGACGAAUACCAAUUACAAUUGGUUCAAAAUCAUCAGGCUAAAACAAGCGGCACACGUCAUCACGAUGGACGAUGGACGUCUUAGGGUGAAACCUAAAGGAAUCUCGUUGCCUGUCGGGAAGAGCAAACAAAAUGUUUCUUAGCAUCUGCGACAGAAUCUGUAAUAAAAUUUCAGGUGACAUCGUCAAGGCUGGCAAAAAGAAAAAAAAAAGCCUCCAAACUCAAUCGUCUGGCUAAGCAUGGCAGUUUCUUUGUCUGUACAAUUAUAUUCUAGGAGAGGACUGGCUUGCACGAAACGAAAUAAGGUGCUUUAUCUAAAUCUAUUCGAAUUUAAAGGGACACUGGCACCCCGACAUCGAUACCUUUUUUAGCGUCUGUAACGUUUCUGGACCACGAGAUAUGACCCCUAAAAUAUUCAUCGUGAAACAAAAUUCGAAAUAAUUUUCUUUGUUUUUUCGGUGACGUAAUAGGCGGAGACACUUUUUUUUUAAAUUUGGAGACGUCGGAAGUUGUAUGUCUGUUACAAUUAUGGUUUACAUUAAAAAGCAACACCGGCUCAUUUUUGUUUUUAAACAAAAACAGUCCAGUCUUCUUCGGCAUUACUUUGAAAGACCACGCCGCAUUUGUGCAGACGUCGCCGGAUAUUCUAGACAUCGAAAGUUGUCUCGGAUGCAGACGACACUGGCGCUCCGCACACGCCCGCUCCAACAGUUGCCCGCAACGGAUGGAUGGAUGGAUGUUACUUUUGUAGGUCGCGGUAGCUUGCGCCGCCUAGCCUAAUCCCGCCCUGCCCAAAUGUUGCAAGACUGAGCCGAAGUUUCCGUUUCGGGUUCUGCUCAUGAUGGGUGGUUCCACGAGAGAUCGAACCAGCAGGUCCACUCAACAUUUUUCUAGGAGCAAAGCUCCUUCGGGUCUAGCCUUGUGCGUCCGUCCGGCGUCCGUGCUCACAUCAAUUGCACCGCCUCAAAAAUCAACCUAUUUAAAAAAAAAAAAAAAAAAAAAAAAAAAACCUUUGCAUGGGGGCUCGAACUCAGGACUGCUUGCUUACGAGGCAGACGUCUUAUCCACCACGCUACACUCCAUUUUUUUAAUCUUUAUUGCAAGAAAGCAGCUGGUACAAAUUCCAAAUAAAAAUGCAUUGCAGCACA
Ixodes scapularis (black-legged tick) is the source of this 1753-nucleotide messenger RNA. RefSeq lists its product as uncharacterized. Bases 39 to 341 code for a protein of 100 amino acids. Lineage: Eukaryota; Metazoa; Arthropoda; Arachnida; Ixodida; Ixodidae. The transcript has 3 exons. The record is from RefSeq and is a predicted model, not a curated record.